GUUAAGACCAAUAUCAGCCCAUUACAGAUUGGCCUUUUUAAGAAAAGUGGGCUUUUGAAUAAAAUUUGAGAAUUAAGCUCGACCCACACAAAUUAGCGGCAUAUGUGACAUUUUUCCAAAAAAAAAAAACGACCGUCUUGAGCUGAUAUAAGAGCGAAAAAAAAGGAAGAAAGGAGAAGAGAAGGGACAAAGCAAUGGGGCAGUCAUCAUCCGCCGACCGGCCGUCGCCGGAGCAACUGGAAGCGGAAUCUCUAGCUGCGUCCACCGGAGCACUUCCGACGCUCCAAAAAUCAUUUUCUAUCCUCUCCGAUCCCCAAACGAAAACCGUCCCCGUCGGUUCGCUCCAGAAAUGUUUCCUGUUUACCAUCGAGAACUCUGAGAACGAAGGAACGUGUGUGCCUAAGGAAUUUCCCGUUUUGCUGAGUCAUCUGAGCUCUUCUAUAGUUGACCUGUUCUUCUUGUCUGAAAAGGGAGGCGGAGUGAGCUGGGUUGAGUUCUUGAAUGGCUAUUCUAGGUGUUGUGGGAGGACAAUUGGUUCCACGUCAAUUAAUAAUUUGCUUAGGGUUUUUUCUUUGAUGAGUUCGAAAGCAGGUCUUCCUGGAAAACUGCAAUUUGUUCCCGGUGAAGAUGAAUGCAAAGCCAAUGGGUAUCUAUUGCCAGUUGAUGUAUUGAUGCUUCUUUGGAUGUGUUGGGUUAUGUGGUGGGAUUGUAAGAAGCUGAAAUCUACUGAAUCUUUGGGGUUUCCCGGGCUACCAGAUGUUACUCAUUUGGUAUUGUCAUCUAUUGAAUCAUGUGUCGAAGAUGGAAGCACUAAAUUGGACUUAUGGGAGUGUUCAAUUUCUGAAACCAAUGUUCAGCUUCCUGCUGCUAAGAUCACUAUGUGGGCCUUAAAGACAUUUCCAUACCUCGCAGAUUGUCUUUCACAAUUUCUUCAAAUUAGACUGUUUUACUUGGCAACCCACGAGGACAAAUCAGAGCAGGGAUUGCCUUUUGUGAUUGAUAUUUUCCCAAAGGAGAAUCCUGUUAGUAACCUCCUUACUAGUGGAAGGGCCUGGGCAAUCUCACUUACUUUGAGGGACACUAUGAGGGAUGAAAUUUCAAAAGCAUGCUUUUCAAGUAGCGCAGAUGAGAUAAACGAAAUCAUCCUCUAUCGGUCAUCAAUCCAUGGGAAAGGUCUAAACAGAUUUUGGUCAAAAACUGAAGGCUAUAACGGUCCAUUGCUGAUUUUGGUUGCUGCUUAUGAGCCUAAAAAUGCCACAAGGAAAUGGAUUAUUGGUGCCCUCAUUCAUCAGGGUUUAGAGAACAAGGAUUCGUUUUACGGAACAUCUGGUAGUUUAUAUGCUAUCAGUCCAGUGUUUCAUGUUUUGUUGCCUUCAGGGAAGGAGAAAAAUUUUGUUUAUAGCCACUUGCAUCCGACUGUUAGGAUGUAUGAAGCUCAUCCAAAGCCCGUUGGAAUUGCUUUUGGGGGAUCUCCUGGCAGUGAGAGAAUAUUUAUUGAUGAGGAUUUCACUGUAAUCACUCUACGCCAUCACGCCUGUGACAAAACCUAUCAGAAUGGUCCCCUUUUCCCUGGACAGGGAUUCUUGCCACUUGAAGCUUCAAUAGUAGAUGUUGAGGCAUGGGGAUUGGGAGGGGAAAAACCCAAAGAAAUGCAAACAGCUUAUAAGAAAAGGGAGGAAAUAUUUACUCAGCAAAGGAGGAAGGUUGACUUGAAAACAUUUGGAAGUUGGGAAGACUCCCCCGAGAAGAUGAUGAUGGACAUGGUCACUGAUCCCAAUGCAAUCCGCCGUGAAGAUCGAUAAUCGGUGGCUGCCCCUCACGUUUCAUAUCAAUUAACGUUGUACCUAGUACCUAGUACAAUGGUGUGCAUAAAUAAAUCCUCAUAAAAUAACAAGUGUUUUCAAUUCGACGUGUAAUCUUGCCCUUCAUCAAUCAAAGCUCCAAACUGAACUAGCUAGAAUAAAGAAAGAAUACCCUUUGUA
Cuscuta campestris is the source of this 1982-nucleotide messenger RNA. NCBI's taxonomy places the organism in Eukaryota, Viridiplantae, Streptophyta, Magnoliopsida, Solanales, Convolvulaceae. The record is from the annotation of a GenBank genome assembly.